AUGACUCUGCUAUGGCUUGUACUGUUCCUUCUUCAUCAAGGAUGUACUUUAGUUCCCGUGGUCACAGUCCAGCCCGGGGAGCCCGUGACUUUGAAAUGCGUAAUGACUGAGAAGUUUGAAACUGUGACAUGGGUUCACUGGUACAAGCAAAGUGCAGGAAAUACUCUGAUAUUAAUUGCAAUGAUGCGUAAAAGUACAAGUACAACACCCACCUACGGCCCGGGAUUCUCAAAAUCAAGAUUCCACAUAACAUAUAUUGGCAACAUCAGCAAUCUGAUCAUUUCGUCAACAGUAGAACAAGAUGAGGGAAUGUACCAUUGUGCAUAUAUGGACUGGACUGAAUCUACUUGGACUGGGACCUAUUUGUCAUUAAGAGAAAACCCUCAGAGGAUUUCGAGCUUCACUGUUGUUCAGGAGCCAACAGUUUCUAAGCCCGCCAGUGAAACAGACGUAGAAACUCUGCAGUGUUCGGUUCUCUCCGACUCUGUAAACACAACCUGCUCAGGAGAACCCAGUAUGUUCUGGUUCAGAGCCAUAUCAGACACGUCCCAUCCAGAUUUCAUCUUCGCUGAGGGAAAAAUACCUAAAAACUGUGAAAAGACGUCAAACAAUCAGAAGAAAUGUAGUUAUAAUUUCACUAAAGUUGUCAAAUCAUCUGAAGCUGCCACUUAUUACUGUGCUGUGGCCACAUGUGGAGAGAUACUAUUUGGAAAUGGAACCAGCCUGAAUAAAGAAUCAAGUCUGUGGUCAGUGGAGGCCAUCACAGUCAUUUUCCAACUCUCCUUUCUUUUAGCCCUGAGUCUGAUAGUUAUAACCUUUCUCAUAUGCUUCAUCAACACAAACAAAUGCGACCAUUUUCAAGCUACUAACCUGAAUAAAAACUCUCAAAGCAGGAAUCGGAAACGUGAAGAUAAAUGGAUUUAUUCGACUGCAAUGUUCACAAUAAAUACUGACGGUGCUGAAACAAAGAAAAUACCAAAGAUGUUCAACAUACAUUUUCACUGAUUUAUCUGGUUCAUGGUUGUUUGGAGCUACAUAUUAAAAUAUUGUUGAUGAAAUUUGAUGUAUGACUUUAAUUCAAUGACUUUGUUUCCUGUUUGUGCAUUUUUUACAUUAUGAACAUGAGCUGAAAACAAUUUGUUCCACUUUUUGUAACUUGAACAGCUUUAUGGUUUUAGAGUAUAGACAACUAUCAUAUCAAGAAAUUAUAGGAACUUCAAAACUCAGAAAUCAGCUCUCAGAUUUCAUUUUUGUGAAUUGAUUUUCUGUGAAAUUGUAAAACCUUAAUUGAUGAUACUAACUUGUGUUGGUAGGAAUAGUUGGACAGCAGAAAUGCUUAGGUAGAAGAUGUCAUCCAUGUAAGUGAAAAAAAGAAACUUUUUCUGAUGGGUGCUGUUACUCACUUUAUCUGACCUAAUAUUGUUCAACAAUGUAAGUAUUUAUAUAUAUAGUAUUGUAUUAUAAAGCCAUGCACAAAUACAAAUGAUACAUUGGCUACAAAAGGACACUUGUUCCAAGUCUCUCUUACAUUUUCUGUCUGCAUUUUUUUGUGUUUACAUAAAUAUGUACCAAAAAUAAGCAAUUGGUAAUUUUCAUGAAAAAGGUUACUUAAUUUUUUGUUCUUUUUAUAUGGACAGCACUAAAAAGAAGCUGUCAAUACGCAAAGUGACAUUGUCACUGUUCUGAAGUAAUAGGCUAAAUCUUUCUUUUCCAAAAGUGAUUUUUCUUUGCCAAAAUUGCUAAACAAAAAUUUCAUACGUUUUAUCAUACUAGCCAUAGCAUACAGCAUAUUAUUGGUUGUUAUAGCACUUACUCUGUUUCUGUCUUAUUCUGCCUACACAUUAUUUUAGCUUCUUAUAUUUAUAUUUUAGCAAUGAUGUAGUUGCUUACAUACUUCAAUAUUUCAGAAUUGUAUAUAGUUAAUAAAUCUAGCAAAUCUAAGUGAAAAUCUGAUAAGGUUGUAUGUUUCUUACAUUGUGAGUUAAUGUAUCUCUUGUGUUAAUUGAACUUA
This is a messenger RNA of Xiphophorus couchianus (Monterrey platyfish), 2011 nucleotides long. RefSeq lists its product as uncharacterized. The transcript has 6 exons. Gene Ontology annotation, biological process: response to bacterium. Lineage: Eukaryota; Metazoa; Chordata; Actinopteri; Cyprinodontiformes; Poeciliidae. The record is from RefSeq and is a predicted model, not a curated record. The coding region runs from base 1 to 1005 and encodes 334 amino acids.